UUUAUCGGCCAUUUUAAAGAAUCGUGUGUAGAUGUUUAUUUAAUGCAGCAAAAUACCAUGUUAUAGACAAAGAUUUAUUGUUUUAUAACUAGGCAUUGACUGAAUAGUUAUCUGCACAGCAAUGUCAUCUAAUCAGGAGGGUUUUAUAGCUGACAAAGUAAAGAAAGCAGAAAAGAGAGUAGAGGUAUCACCACAUGACACAGAGGCAUGGAGUGUGCUCAUCAGAGAUGCCCAGAUUAAGUUGAUAGAGCAAGCAAGACCUGUGUAUGAGAGGUUGGUUUCACAGUUCAGCAAUGCUGGUAGAUACUGGAAAAUCUACAUAGAGCAUGAGUUGAAGUCGAAGAAUUAUGAAAGGGUUGAAAAGUUGUUCCAGCGCUGCUUGAUCAAGAUUCUCAAUAUAGACCUAUGGAAGCUGUAUAUAUCAUAUAUCAAAGAUACGAAGGGCAAACUUCCAUCAUACAGGGAAAAGAUGGCUCAAGCUUAUGACUUUGCCCUGGACAAGAUGGGGAUGGACAUCAUGUCUCAUUCUAUAUGGCAUGACUACAUCACAUUCCUCAAGUCUGUUGAUGCAGUAGGAUCGUAUGCAGAGAAUCAACGUAUCACAGCAGUACGGAAGGUGUUUCAGAGAGGUGUUGUCAACCCGAUGAUCAACAUUGAAGCAUUGUGGAAAGAUUAUGGUACAUAUGAAAAUAGUAUAAAUCCACUGAUAGCCAAGAAGAUGAUAGAAGAUAGAGGAAGGGACUACAUGAACGCUAGACGUGUGUCAAAGGAAUACGAGGUUGUUACCAGGGGUCUUAACAGAAACCUCCCUUCUGUCCAUCCCACAAAUUCACCUGAGGAAGCUACACAGGUUGAAUUAUGGAAGAAGUAUAUUGCCUGGGAAAAGAGUAACCCUCUCAGAACAGAAGACCAGGCUCUCAUCACAAAAAGGGUUAUGUUUGCAUAUGAACAGUCACUUCUUUGUUUGGCAUAUCACCCUGAUGUAUGGAUAGAGGCAGCCAACUAUUUAGAACAGUCCAGCAAAAUAUUGACAGAAAAAGGAGACCAGAAUGCUGGUAAGAUGUUUGCUGAUGAAGCAGCUGCUCUGUUUGAGAGAGCAAUCACAACAACAAUGAAAGCAAACAUGCUCAUAUACUUCACCUACGCAGAUUUUGAAGAGAGCCGGAUGAAGUAUGAAAAAGUUCACAGCAUUUAUAAAAGAUGUGUAGCUGUAGAAUCUAUAGACCCAUCACUGGUGUAUAUACAGUAUAUGAAGUUUGCUAGGAGAGCUGAAGGUAUAAAGUCUGCGAGGCAGGUGUUUAAAUUAGCAAGAGAAGAUAAACGUUCCACUUACCAUGUAUUUGUUGCAGCCGCUCUGAUGGAGUACUACUGUAGUAAGGAAAAGACAGUAGCAUUAAAAAUAUUUGAGCUGGGAUUAAAGAAAUUUGGUGAUGUUCCAGAUUAUAUCAGAGCCUAUGUGGACUUCAUGUCCCAUCUAAAUGAGGAUAACAAUACAAGAGUGCUGUUUGAAAGAGUGCUGUCAUCAGGUCAAAUACCUCCAGAAAAAUCAAUAGAUAUAUGGAGUCGUUUUCUUGCCUUUGAAUCGGAGGUUGGUGAUUUAGCUAGUAUACUCAAAGUGGAGAAACGUAGAUCUCAAGCUAUUGAAAAGAUACAAGAAUUUGAGGGUAAAGACACAGCUUUGUUGAUAGAUAGAUACAAAUAUGCAGAUCUUUUCCCUUGUAGUCAGUCGGAGUUAAAGGCUUUAGGGUAUCACGAUUUAAUCAGAAAGCAGGUGGUAGAGUUACCCACUAGUAAAGUCACAAAGAUUGUCAUGGAAGAAGAUGAAAACUUGAAACGUCCAGAAUAUCCGAAACCUGAUACAGAGCAGUGGCUUCCAUUUAAACCUAAAAUCAAUGUUCCGAAAGAUGCCCAUGUGGUUCCUGGCGGUGUUUUCCCUCCUCCAGCACCAGCUGGUGCUUUAAUGAUGAUGAUGCCUCCUCCAGAAUGUUUCCAUGGUCCGUUUGUCAUCAUAGACAAGUUCCUUGAUCAUUUCAGUCAACUGGAAAUUCCUGAUGUUCCAGUGCUAGAGAAUGGAUUAGACACCCCAGUUAAAAUGGAUGCCGGAACUCUCCUGUCCUUAGAGUAUGCCUCGGGUCGGAAACGACGUAUAACUGAAAAUGAAGGGAGUGAUGACGAGGACCGUAGAGUUCUACACUGGUUUCGGAAAGGUUUAAGAUUACACGAUAACCCGGCGCUACGAGCUGCUCUAGAAGGAGCUCAAACUUACCGGUGUGUUUACAUUUUGGACCCAUGGUUUGCAGGUGUAUCACAAGUCGGUGUCAACAGAUGGAGAUUCCUGUUGCAGUGUCUUGAAGAUUUGGAUUCAAGCUUACGGAAAUUGAAUUCCAGGCUCUAUGUUGUGAGAGGACAACCAGCAGAAGUAUUUCCAAGAUUAUUUAAGGAAUGGAAUAUUACAGUUCUUUCUUUUGAGGCGGAUCCAGAGCCUUUUGGCAAAAAUCGUGAUGCAGCAAUUACAGCAAUGGCCAAAGAAGUCGGUGUGGAGGUAGUUAAGAGAUCCUCACAUACAUUAUAUGAUCUUCAAAGAAUAAUUGCAGAAAACAAUGGAAUACCUCCACUCACAUUUAAGAGAUUCCAAGUAGUGUUGUCCCGAAUGAGCUUACCAGAUAAACCAGAAGAGCGAAUAACAUUUGAAACUAUCGGAGAAGCAAAGACUCCAAUUACACUUGACCAUGAUGAACAAUAUGGAGUGCCAUCAUUAGAAGAGCUGGGAUUUGAUACAGCUGAGCUUAACUCAAAAGUUUUUCGUGGUGGGGAGACAGAAGCACUUCAAAGGUUACACAGACAUUUAGAAAGAAAGGCAUGGGUAGCGAGUUUUGAAAAGCCAAAGAUGACAUCACAGUCUUUGUUUCCUAGUCAGACAACAUUGAGUCCAUAUUUGAGGUUUGGUUGUAUCUCAGCGCGACUGUUCUACUGGAAAUUACAAGAACUAUACAGAAAGAUUAAAAAGGACUGUGACCCACCACUUUCAUUACAUGGUCAGUUAUUGUGGCGGGAAUUUUUCUACACAGCAGCGACAGACAAUCCAAAUUUUGACAGAAUGUCGGGUAAUUCAAUCUGUGUACAAGUACCUUGGGACAAAAACCCAGAAGCACUGGCAAAAUGGGCAGAGGGAAAGACAGGUUUUCCUUGGAUCGAUGCAAUCAUGGUGCAGUUAAGGGAAGUAGGCUGGGUGCACCAUCUAGCCCGGCAUGCCAUUGCUUGCUUCUUGACGCGGGGAGACUUAUGGAUAUCAUGGGAAGAGGGAUUCAAGGUAUUUGAUGAGUUAUUGCUGGAUGCUGAUUGGUCAGUGAAUGCUGGAAUGUGGUUAUGGUUGUCAUGCAGCUCAUUUUUCCAACAGUUUCUAAACUGUUACUGUCCUGUUGGUUUUGGAAAACAGGCAGAUCCUACUGGUGACUUUAUCAGGCAUUAUUUACCAGUGUUGAAAGGUUUUCCACCCCAGUAUAUCUAUGAGCCUUGGAAUGCUCCAGAAAGUGUACAGAAAGCUGCCAAGUGUAUAGUGGGCAAGGAUUACCCUGUUCCCAUGGUGAAUCAUGCCGAGGCCAGUAAACUCUGUAUGGAGAGAAUGAAGCAGGUCUAUCAUUCACUCAUCAAAAGAAGAACAAGAGUUACAUUACCGAAGCAGAUUGUGUAUGAUUCGGAUCCAGAUAUGACGGUGGAGGAGAAGCCAACAAGAGGUAACCACCCUUCAAAGGCUGAUGUAAUAACCAACGAGGAAAGCGUAAUGCUGGGGCAGCGAUCUGCAACAUCAGACAGUGAGAGUGAUGGACAAAUCUCUGUGAAGGCAUGACGCAGCAUAUACAAGUGAAUCAGUUAAAGUAGACAUGCUUACUUAAGCAUGAUUAGAAUAUGCUUACCCCCCAGAUUAGGCACAGUGGACAAUAAAAGGAAAUUCUGAACUUAAACAUGAACAAUAAAGUUGAAUUGUGUAUCUACAUACGUGUUUGAGAUACAUUGAUUUUGUCCUGUCUAUCUGUCCAUCAGUCUGACACAAGAGAUUGUCUGUAUUACUCUGAAACUACAGAGGGGAUGUCAACCAACUUUUUAGAAAGAUUCAGUGUGCAGAAUAGUUUGGCAUUUCUUUUGCAUUCUUUGGUUGAUUGAUCUUUUACACAGUUGUAGUCCCUAUGAUGUCAUUCUAUAGAUAAAGUAUGUUGGGACUACUGCUCCUAUACUACUGACUUGAUGUAGAUUGUUUAGUACCAAGCCUAUUUUUAAGGGUUAUUUUCUUUGAUUGAAUUUUUGAACAGUUAGGUGCCUUCGGGGGGAAAAAUGCCAUGUAUCACUAUGUUUACUCAUUAACGCCGUCAUUUCUUCAUCAGUCCUAUAUCCUAGACUGGACAAGUAAGUUGUAAGUUAUGUGCCCUAGAGUUUUCUAAAAAUGCCAUAUUUUACUGUUUUGCAGUCUAGCACCUUCAUUUCUGAACAAAUCCUCAGCCAUGACUUUUUUCUUAAAAUUGUGAACAGUCUUUAACUACUGGAAUUCUUCUUAAAAUUUUCAAGUUUUAGUGUUGUUUUCCCUAGAAUUGUGAAAUAAAAAGCAUGAUAUUGAAACAAUUUUACACUAAAGAUAUUUAGCAUUUGCAUUAUUCUGCAUGUAAAUUUUCUAUGGUUUUGGAUCCACAUAGCUGCAGUACAAGAGUAUUUUGUGUUUUGAAACGGUUUUUGAAUGGUGAAGGAUUUUUGUGUUUAAAAUGAUAUUAUUUGUUGUUAAACUGGCAUAUACAUACAAUUUUUCACUUCUGAAUGUUUGUUUAUGGCAAUUGCAAAACGUCGUAUGAUAAGAGAUAAUCUCAUUGUUACACAUUAAACAACAAUAUAGAAGUUAGAUGUAACAGUGUACAACGAGGAAUUGAUUUUGUUCGAUGUUGCUCACAACAGAUUUGCAGUCAUUCUGCACAUGUCACAAAAUCAUCAGAGUUCACGGCAAAAAUGGCAACUUAUUGUAUGCCCGCACACAUUAAGUGUAUACAUAUUAUAUAUAAUAUGUAUACUAUACUGACUAAAGGUUAAGGUUACCAUAGUUAUAAAAUAUAUAUAUUAAAGAUACUAGUCAUAUACCGAAGUAAUAUAUAUUACAGGCGUUUCAGAUGUUUUUAGUCACUGUCGAUUUUAUUAUCUGCAUGUUGUACUGAUGUAAGGGUGCAUUUAAUUGGACCAUAAGUAGUCCAGAUUCUAGCUUUAGUUGCCAAUUUAGUGAGUGUAUAUAAUAUUUCUUUUACAUGAAGAUAGGUACAAUACUUGAGAACCACUUGACUCAGAACCUUAAAACUAGGUAGCAUGACUAGGGCUUAUGAUGUGGAUGCCAGCUAGAAGUUUUGGGGGUCAGUAGGUCAAAGAUCAAUGUGACACAGGGGCCUGAACGUUGGAAAUGAUUUCCGCCCAAUAACUUAAGAACCACUUGACCCAGAACCUCAGACUACUUCUUGUUGGGUCAGUAGGUCAAAGGUCAAGGUCAAAGGGGCCUGAACCUUGAAAACAGUUUCCAUUCAAUAGAUUGAGAAUAACUCGACCAAGAAUCUUCGAAGUUGAUAGCAUGAUUCGGCUUAUGAAGUAGAUGACCACAAUGGCUUUUGGGUCAGUAGGUCAAAGGUUAAGGUCCCAGUGACCUGAACAUUGAAAACUAUUUCUGCAUGUGAACUUGAGAAUCACUUGACCAAGAACCUUCAAACUUGAUAGCAUGAUAGGCAUAAUGAAAUGGAUGACCCUUUUUGUUUUUGGGGUCAGUAAGUCAAAAGUCAGUGCGACAGCCUAACCUUGAAAACUUAUUCCUCUCGAUAAUUUGAGAAUCACUUGACCAAGUAUCUUCAAAUUUGAUAGCUUGAUUGGGCUUAUGAAGUUGAUGGCUCUUACUUUUUGGGAGGUUAGUAGGUCAAAAGUCAAAGUGAUCACAGGACUGAAAAUGGGACAACCUAUCAUUGGGGGUGGGGGAGCAUACUUGUUUUAUAAACAGCUCUUGUUUUUAAAGAAGGAAACUCGACCAUUUUGUAAAUUGCCUCUUUGAACAUGAUAACCAAGUUAAGGCCAGUCACUGAAUUUUAUACAGCAGUUUUACAUGAUGUACUUUCUUUUCGGUUUGUUUGAAUAUACUAUUGUAUGAUUAUAAAAAUGUGCAUUUAAGCAUAUUGUGUAUUGUCAGUCAGCAAUACCAUGUUAUUGCUUAUGUGUAUUGAUUAUUGUCAGUUUGCAUUACUUUGUUAUUUUUUUACCUGUUUUAAUUAUUGUCAGUCAGCAGGACCCUGCCUCUUUUAACUGCAUCCAUGCUGCCCUUACAAAAUUUAUGACCUUAGAUUUGUUGCUAAAUCCAGCCCUGUCACCUCUCAUUUCUUUGCUAAUUUAAUCGCUAAUAUCAGCUCUGUAAAUAAAACUUGCAUGGUAUAUAUGAAGUGCAUGUAUCAUUUUUUUUUUGCAAGUUUUUAAUUACAAUAAAAUUGAAAUUAACAGACCAUUGUAUGGUUUAUAUCAAUGCAGCCUGAUCAUUUUACAAAAUCACCUGAAAAUAUAUUUUGAAAGCAAGAACAAGUUAAGAAUGUCCAUUUACAUUUGGUGUUACACCCAUCGUUGUAUGCAUUAUUUCCAUUAUUCCUUCAAAUAGGCUGACUGACAGCAUAAUUUUUUAUGAUAAGUAAUUUGCUCUGAAAAUCAGUAAAAACUCUAAAUGCUAUUCCUCUACCUUGCCAUAACUGAAUAUUGCGAUUUUCAGAUGAUAUUUCAAAAGUGUACACAUACUAGAAUCUGGAUAUUGCAUUUUUGGUAAGAAAUUAAGUUUAAAAAAUAGUCUGCCACUUUUCUUUAAAUUAAAUAUUGAGGACAGACAUUCUUUUUGUAUGGCUGGAUAGACUAGUUCACAUAUCACAAUAGUUGUUGUUGUUAAUCUUCUUUUAACCGCAAGGUCAUGGUGAUGACUGACGCCAAUGAACACAUGUACUGUUGUUGUUAAGUUGGUACUGUAUUCUCAAGGUACUUUUACUCAUGUUACUUAUAUGAUAGCUUGAAUUUUUGAGUAUUGGUUGAUGCUGAACCAGACCUUUUGUAUUAUAAUAUAACAUGGUCUUGGUUCCAGCACCCUCCUUUUUUUUUUCAUACGGGUAUUUAUAUGAUAAAACUUAAAAUUCAUUAUAUAAAUGUCAAAAAAAUGCUACCAGUGUUAGGAUACCCUUCCUAUAUAAAAAAAGGACUCUGCCCCUUUAAAACAGCUCUUUUGAUGCCCCGUGCAAAUUCUAUUGAACUGUUGGUUUGUCUGUAUGUCAGUCUGUAUAAACCAGAUUGCCUACAGUCAAAAUUAAUGACCCGAUUUUGUUCAUACCUGCAUUUAAUAAUCCUUGAGGCAAGACGUAAAAACCGAUCCAUAUAUGAAUGACCUUGACCCCCAUAUGACCUUCACCUUUAAACUUAAAACCUUAAUAACAUUUUUGGUGCUAAGGCCCACAUAAAUGACCGAGUUUAGUUCAUAAUGACACUCAAGAAACCUUGUUACAAGAUCUGCAAACUGACUUUCAUAUGAUCGUCACCUUUAAACUUAAAACCUCAAAAACAAACAUCAUUGGUCAUACACCUGGGAACAUGAUUUUGUGUUUUGAAACACAGCUCCUUCUAGAAAUAACACUAAAUAAAGUAUUUGAAAUAGAUUCAUGAAACAUUAUGGAUUAUUGUUAACCAUGUGAAGUUGUGCACCUAGGGUUUUAUUCGGGACUUUCCGCUCCUCCAUCCCUGCACACAAGUACAUACACACACAUAGAGAAAAAAGUACGCCCAGUUUAUUUGAUACACAGAGAAAAAAAGUACUCUCAGUUUAUUUGAUUUUGUGUUUCUUGAUGAUGCUAUGAAGUAUACUUACCCCCAUGUGUUAUCACAUCCCCAACACAAGGUAAUGUAUUUAAUGUUGCAUUAUAAAUAUUAUAUAACCAUGUAGCAUCAGAAAGUGAGGGCCCCAGUGUUCAGUGGACACACAUCUAAUUUAUGUGAAUUGAUUACUGCUAGUCAGCAGUACCAUGCUAUUGUUUAUGUCUCCAAAUAUUAUAUUUUCAAUUCUACCAAGUCCAUUCAUUGUUAAAAAAUAUAAAUAAAACAAAAAGUAUUUAUUGAAAAUCUGAGCUGUAUUUAUUUUUGAAUAUUUUCUGAAUUUAUUUAUUUCCUGAUAGUAGACUAGAAAAAGCUACAUUUGUCAAGCUGUACAAAUUAGAUUGAAAAUAAUGGGAAUUACAGUUAUUUAUAUCAUAUUGUUGUAAAUUGUUAUAUAAAUUAUUAUAUUUUUAGUAUUUCUCACUUGUGAUUUUUUGUUGAUAGUCAAUACUUCUGCUCUAAAAUAGAGCCUUUCAGUGUACAACACCAGCCCUGUGCAUAAUUUUAGACACAUUUAUGAAAUAUUCAAGUGUUAUUUGGGAUCUGCGUACCAGAGAUGUGUACUGUAUGGUCUAGAAGCUUCUCUUAUUUAGAUUUAUUACUCCCAGUUCCUCAGAAAACAGCUUGCCACAUCAUUUCAUUAUUAUUGAAAGAAGGGCAAACUAAAAAUGGAUUUUGUAUCGGAGUCAUUGUCCAAACAUUUAUAAUGCUGGAGGAAUUAUCUAUCAAAAUUGGAACAAAAAUAUGGUAGUUUGAAAGUUACGAAAAAGGCUUACGUUACAGUUCUCCGAGUUGCAGAUAUAAAGCAUGGUAGAUUCGACUCGUUUUUGAGAAAUUAGUCAUAUUGAACUGUGUCUGUGUUGUCAUAUGUUAUGUAAAGUACAUCCUGUGUGUGAAAUAAUGUCAUCUUUGAAAGGCCCCUUUCACACCUGGCAUUCAAGAUUACACACAGGAUGAAACCAGAAUACUGUGAAAUCAUUAGUAUUCAUGAGGGACUGAUUUUCGUAGAUUUUGUUGUUGACUCAAUCCAUGGAAUUGAAUCACAAUAAACAAGUAAAAUUCUUAUUCAUUUUAUGUAAAGAAGUUGAAAUCCACAAAUUCAUAUCGCCACAAAAAAGAUUCAGGCAAUAUCACAAAAUGUUAUGCCCACGAAUUAAAUAAUUUCACAGUAGUGAUUUUAAAUUAAAGAGUGUGUUAAUCACCAAUAUCUCCUGUACAUACCAUGAAAAUCACACCAAUUGUGUAACGUGUUUAAUAAUCCCUCCUAGACCCACCAGGUCAGGGUCAGAAUACAUGUAUUUUACCUUCUUCAAUUAAAUAAAAUUUUAAACAUGUUAUAACGAAGUUCUUUCUGAAAUGAGUAAUGUGUAAAUGGUAAAGACGUCUGGCCAUCUAGAAUAUUUCUAGAAGAUUCUGAUUCUAAAAUGCAGAUUCAGGAAUGUAUUAUUUUUAAUUGAUACACACAUUUGUUGUAUUGUAAAAUUCAUUUAAUAUUUCAGUAAAAUUGCCAUCCCUGAAUUAAACAUUACAGUUAGUCUAAUAGACCCUUUGAGCAAUUUGCAAAUGUUAAUUCCAGUUCCAAAUUUACCAAAUAAAUAGUGUUAAAGAGCUAAGGAAGAUACCGUAUGGAAUGAAACUGAAAAAAAAAAGGUACUUAAAGUUCUCAUUGUCAAACCAAAAAGUGUUUUGAAGUUAUUUGGUCAUUAAUUACUUGGCAAUAAAAUGAUUACUUUGACUAAACAAAACAAACUAAAUUUUGUCAGAUUUUCCGGAAAUAAAUGUCAAAAGAGCUAUAUUCUUGGGUAAUUGACUAAAAAAAGUUGAGAUUUUCGCAUUUUGUAUUAACAAAAUUAAUACUGUUCAAAGUGGUAUAUUCAGUGCAAACACCAGACAGUAGAUACAUCUGGGCAUAUAUUAUGGAUGGGACAUUGACUAAAAUGUUCAAAACAAAAUCUCUUUUUGAGUAAAAUAUAUCCUUUUGAUUUAGAAAGCUAAAUGACACCUAUUUUUCACGUCAUUGUGCCAUUCCCUGAAAUAAAGCACUGCAUAGUCUGCUCAAUGUGAUUUAAAAUCUUUUUGCUCAGAUAUUUAUGAAACUUCUUUUAACAAUUAAAUGAUAAAUGCUCAAAAUUGUGCCUUUGACAUACUUGUUACAUGUAUAUUUAUUGCAUCUAAAGAUAUCACUUCUGCUAAUCUGAUCACAGAAAAUAAUGGAAUCUCUGUAUCGAUGUUUGAAUUAAAUGCCUGUUAACAACUUAAAAUUCUUGUUUAUAAUUUCAUUACAGUUUGUACAGAAUGUGAAAAGGAAUGACCUAAACUGAACUGUUGUAAAGGUACCUCAUUUUUGUAACAUUUUCUUGUUUCCUUUACAAAAGGAAUAACAUAUUUGCUACAGAAAUAAGAAACACUAUUGUGAUUUUAAAGUUAAUGUGCUGUAAUUUGUAUAUGGAUUGUGCUGUAACUUGUAUAUAGAUUUAUAUUAACAGGUGCUUGAGUUUUUGGCCUUUGUAUAGUCGGGAUUGUUAAGGAUCCGUUCUUUUCUAGAAGGCCAUUUUGUAGUAAUCACUCACCUCUCCAUCUCUGAAUAUCUUGUCAGGGUUUUAGCUUUGUUUACCAUAUUUAAAUGUAUAAACUUAAAAUAGAAAAAAAAAACACAUUACAACAUCGUAAGAAAUAUUUAAAGAAAUGGUUUUCUAUCAUCCGGUUCAAAAGGGGUUUGUCUACUACAAGGUCUUUGUCCAUCGUCAAGGUCACAAGGGUUUAUUCUAUCAUCAAGGUUAAUAGGCAUUUGUUUGUCAUCAGGGUCCAAGGGGCCAACAUUGAAGUUUUGGAGAGGAUGGGGUUGUCUGUUAUGUAUCUUGUUAUAUUUGUAUGACAUGCUCUCAAAAAGGAAGCUUUUUAUAUAUAAUUUACCUCUUACAAAAAACAAUUUAAAAGCUGUUCAAAGGCCAGAAUUUCAAGCUUUUAUUUUGUGAUGAUUUGUUAUUGUUAUGGUAAUUGUUUCCAAUACAUUUUCAUUGUAAAUAUCAUAAAAUGAUCAUCUGUCAAAUAAAAAUAAAGAUAUUCUUUA
This is a messenger RNA of Mercenaria mercenaria, 10969 nucleotides long. Its product is annotated as cleavage stimulation factor subunit 3-like. Gene Ontology annotation, molecular function: protein binding; mRNA binding. Gene Ontology annotation, biological process: mRNA 3'-end processing. Gene Ontology annotation, cellular component: nucleus. The transcript is spliced from 33 exons. NCBI's taxonomy places the organism in Eukaryota, Metazoa, Mollusca, Bivalvia, Venerida, Veneridae. Bases 122 to 3847 code for a protein of 1241 amino acids. The record is from RefSeq and is a predicted model, not a curated record.